AUGACGUGUGUUUUUAAGGAAAAUGAAUAUUAUGCGAUCAAAACAUUCGGUAGUACAGGAAAAGGUUAUGUUAUCGAUGAGGAUGAAGUUCUGUAUUUUAUGAAGAACUUUGAUGUUGGAUAUGUUCCUCUUAGGUUAGCCAGAUCGAAACAACUGUUAAAUGUAAUUGAUCGUAAUUUCAGUACACUUGCAUUUUGCCGUCGUUGGUUAGAUCGUCUAGUGAAACUCAUACGUAAUUUACAUGGUCGUUGUUUGGAGCCUUACCGAAUUCAUGGUGGAAAAUCUGUGUCAAUCUUACGCGGACCGGACCAAACUCGUAUGGAGGAAAAUGAAUAUUAUGCGAUCGAAACAUCCGGUAGUACAGGAAAAGGUUACGUUCUUGAGGGGGAUGAAGUUCUGUAUUUUAUGAAGAAAUUUGAUGUUGGAUAUGUUCCUCUUAGGUUAGCCAGAUCGAAACAACUGUUAAAUGUAAUUGAUCGUAAUUUCAGUACACUUGCAUUUUGCCGUCGUUGGUUAGAUCGUCUAGGUGAGACAAAAUAUCUGAUGGCCCUCAAAAAUCUAUGUGACGUGGGAAUAGUAGAUCCAUAUCCCACAAUGUGCGAUCAACGUGGUUGCUAUACUGCUCAAUGGGAGCAUACCGUUCUACUAAGACCAACAUGUAAAGAAGUUGUAUCUCGUGGGGAGGAUUACUGAGUAGCUUCGGAGUUUCCAAUUCAGGGUUCACUAUAGACGUUAUAAAUUUUGUUAUUUCACUGAGAUUUAUUUUCAUUCGAACGUGUAUCCAGGUUAUUGUUUGAUACAGCAUUUGACUAUGUCUAUCAUCAUUGUUUUGUAUUUCCAGCACAUACGAUUUUUGUUCAGACUACGUAUUCGCGCUUAUUUAGACCUCAACAGGUUUUGGUUGGCAAUGUAAACUUUUACAUAUUUAUGGUAACAACUAGGCUUUGUAAAUGGAGCCACUGUUAGGUAAAGUUCAGAGAUAUUUGAAUUUUCUUUUUUUCAUUUCUCUUUCCAUUAUUUUGUAACAUUAAUUAUUGUUUCAUUUUAGCGGG
Messenger RNA from Schistosoma turkestanicum, 1052 nucleotides. The record is from the annotation of a GenBank genome assembly. Lineage: Eukaryota; Metazoa; Platyhelminthes; Trematoda; Strigeidida; Schistosomatidae.